UUCAUGCAGGGAAAAGUUUGAAGACUCUUAUGUCCAAAGGAAUCUUACAGGUACAUCCUCCAAUCUGUGAUUGCCCUGGGUGUCGAAUUUCGUCUCCAGUGAACCGGGGUCGCCUGGCAGAGAAGAGGACGAUCCCGCUGCCUCCCACCCGGAUCCCCAAGAAGGAGCUGACCUCUAUCUUCUCGCAUAGCGAUGACAGCGAGGAGAGCGACAAGGGCAAUGGUCUGCACCCUGAAGUGAAGCAGGAGGAGGAUCUCCAUAUCAGUAUCAUGAAAAGAAGGAUACACACGCACUGGGAUUUAAACAUCUCCUUCCGAGAGACCUCUUGCAGCCGUGAUAACGACCUCUCCACUAUCAUCUCCAACCUGCAUCAGAGCCGCCAGCUCGUUAUGCCAGAGACCCAGAGCCGCUGCGAAUUCAAGAGAAACAGCAUUGACGUUGGCCUGGGAGCAGCAGAUGAAAUUUUAGGCAAGAGAAGAGUAUGUUCUCCCAACAGCAGCAGUGAGUGUCCUCUAGAGAGCAAGAAAGCCCGAAGCGAGUCCCCGAAGGAAAACUCCCACACCCCUCUGCUGGAGGACGCGGUGACGCAGAUGACCCCCGAGGAGCACUACAGGCGCAUGAUGUCGGCCCUCAACGAGCACGGCACCUUCGAGGAGCAGCAGCAGCAGCAGCGGCUCUACCAGUUGGCCAACAGCAUGGCUGUGCCCGGCCACGGAGUUUAUCUGCGGGCUCGCAUGGAGGCGGCGGGGGGGGGGGCGGCGCGCCGCGGGGGAGCCAUGGAAGCGCACAUCCCGGCGGCUGGAAACUCGUCGAGCCAGCGCAGGAAGCAGGGGCUGCCCCAGCACCGCGACAGCCACUUCCCCGACAGGGAGAUAUCCCACCCGCCGCCCCUGCUGUCACCUCAGAACGCGCCCCACAUCGCCCUGGGACCCCACCUGCGACCUCCCUUCCUUGGGGUGCCUUCAGCUCUGUGCCAGACACCAGGUUAUGGGUUCCUCCAGCCAGCACAAGCGGAGAUGUUUGCACGGCAGCAGGAGAUGCUACGAAAGCAAAACCUGGCAAGGUUGGAGAUGUCGGCCGAGAUCAUCCGCCAGAAGGAGCUGGAGAACCUGCACCGCCAGCGCCUGCUGGCCACGCCCAGCCACCUCCUCGGCGCCGGCCUCAACAAGGCCGAGGUGAAGUACCUGCCGCCCGCCGCCCUCCCGCCGCCCCAGCCGCUGCCCUUCGGAUUCCCCUACACCGUGAGCCCCUACUUCCAUGCAGGCACCAUGGGAGGUCUCUUUUUGGACGGCGAGGAGAGCCCCGCGCUGGAAGACAUCAGCAAAUGGACGGUGGAGGAUGUGUGCAGCUUCGUGGCCAACCUGGCAGGCUGCACCGAGUUUUUCCCUGGAUUUCCUUUCUUGCAGGUAUUCCGGGAGCAGGCGAUCGACGGCGAGACGCUGCCCCUGCUGACAGAGGAGCAUUUACUGAACAACAUGGGGCUCAAGCUGGGGCCGGCCCUGAAGAUCAGGUCACAGGUGGCCAAGCGGGUGGGCAGAGUCCUCUACAUGGCCGGCUUCCCCAUGGCCUUCCCGCAGCAGCAGCCCGGAUGGAGUUGCACAUUCUGCUGCGGAGCACCAACAGGUACCUGA
Messenger RNA from Tinamus guttatus (white-throated tinamou), 1631 nucleotides. Lineage: Eukaryota; Metazoa; Chordata; Aves; Tinamiformes; Tinamidae. The record is from RefSeq and is a predicted model, not a curated record.